AUGGCUGGUAGAAAUGAUCGUGCGAUUGCUGAUGCCCUCCAAGCGUUGGCACAAGCUAUGAGUAACAACAAUAGGGCUGAAGUCGCUCCUAACUGGUUGGAGCAAUAUCAACAAAAUCAUCCACCUAGUUUCAAAGGAGGAUAUGACCCCGAUGUUGCGAUGAAUUGGCUAAUGGAGAUCGAGAAGAUUUUCAAUGCCAUGGAGUGUCCUCUUACUCAGAAGGUGAGGUUGGCUACCUUCAUGUUGACUGCUGAUGCCCAUUUUUGGUGGGAAGGAGCACUUCAAAGAAUGAUUGAUGGAGGAGUGCAAUUGAACUGGGACAACUUCAAGAGGGUCUUCCUUGAGAAGUAUUUCCCAAAUGAUGUGAGGAGUCAUAAGGAAGUUGAAUUUCUCGAGCUGAAGCAAGGGAAUGAUACAGUGGCAGAGUAUGUUGCAAAAUUUGAUGCUUUGGUUCGUUAUUGUACUCAUUACCAUGGUGAAGGUGAUGAAAGGGCUAAGUGCAUUAAGUUCGUAGUUGGAGGUCCUAUGCGUGCUGCAAGUUCUAGUGCUCCAGGUAAGAGUAAGCCUUACUCUACUCCUGCCAAGAUUCAAGGAAAUCAUGCUAAGAGUAGAUCUGUUGCUGGAAAUUCUUUCGUAAGUGGUGCUGCUAGUGUAGGAGGCUCUGUUUCUACCCCUACUAGUCGAUGCAAGAAAUGUGGGCUACGUGGGCAUGAGCACUAUAACUGUCCUGACAAGGAAAUAACAUGUUUCAAUUGUAAUGGCAAAGGUCAUAUUAGUACUCAGUGUCCACAACCGCCAAGGCAACGCAUGAUGGAGGGUCCCGCUUGGGAUUAA
Molecule: messenger RNA, 834 nt
Organism: Cajanus cajan (pigeon pea)
Lineage: Eukaryota; Viridiplantae; Streptophyta; Magnoliopsida; Fabales; Fabaceae
Source: RefSeq, a predicted model, not a curated record